Molecule: messenger RNA, 1132 nt
Organism: Contarinia nasturtii (swede midge)
Lineage: Eukaryota; Metazoa; Arthropoda; Insecta; Diptera; Cecidomyiidae
Product: proteasome inhibitor PI31 subunit-like
Exons: 5
Coding region: 140-982 (280 amino acids)
Biological process (GO): proteasome-mediated ubiquitin-dependent protein catabolic process
Molecular function (GO): proteasome binding; endopeptidase inhibitor activity
Source: RefSeq, a predicted model, not a curated record
AAAAAUCGUGUGUCAAAAAGAAAAUAUCAUUGUUUUGAUUCAAUAGUAAAAGGAGAGAAGAGUUCGGAAAUUUUGUUUUUCUGCAAUUAAAAGAGCCAACGACCAAUUGAAAAUCGUGUGAAUUAUCAACGAAUAAAGGAUGUCGGUGACCGAGAUGAUUGGAUGGGAUUUGCUGUAUAAGCUCAUCGCACAAGAUUUAAAGACCGAAACGGACAUAAUAGUUGCAGUAACUCAUUGGUAUUUGAUAAAACAGGCUGGUUUUCGGUGUUUAGGAACAGGCGAUGAGAAAACAUUACGUGACAACGAAGAGGAUAACAGUACCGAAACCUUACCGGACAACUGGAAUGAAAAUAGCACUGCGUACUCCAUAAGAUAUGUGCACGAUCACAAAGUCUACAUUUUAUUGGGAACGGUUGCAAACGACACAAUCAUUCUAAAUUUGUUGAACGGUGAACCACUUAAAGUCACAAACACAGCACUUCAUAUCAAAGAUACUGUGAAAGCGAUGCAUGGAAAUUUAUUAACACUAGUUCCAGACGUUAGAAAUGUUUUAGGCCGUUUAAAACGUGAACUACUUGAGCCGGUUAUAGCGUUUGACAACAAUACAAAAACGUCAGAAACACAAACAAUAACCCCAGAACCACCGCGUUGCUCAAGAGGAAUUCCCGAUCCCGACAUUUUGCCAAACACAACACCAGACGUGCUACGAGUUCAACCAAGAAUUCUCGAUCCUUUGAGAGACAUUGGACGCGGCGACUUAGAUCCAUUGAAUCGUGGCGGUGGUGGCAUGUUAUUCAAUCCACCAUUUAACAAUCCAAAUAUAAUGCAACCACAAGGCCCAGAUCGAAAUCGUUUUCCAGGUAUUGUACCGGGUGCUCGAUUCGAUCCAUUUGGACCAAUGGAUCCAUUCAAUAACACACGACGACCAGGACCAAAUCCGGAUCAUUUACCGCCUCCCGGCUUUGAAGAUAUGUUCAUGUAAAUUCAGUUUAUUUGUGGAACAACAAGGACAUCAUCAGCCGUAAAAUUCUCCACAUUUAUAAAUUAAUGCAACGCCGAAUGUUAUUUUCUCGCCUCUUUUCGAAAAGAUGAUAUAAAAAAAAAACACACACACAGAAUUCUUUUAAACAAA